UGUAUCACUGCAGCAUCAGCACACACAGGCCACAAUCAGUUUGAUAGAGAGGAAGAAUUGCAAGACUCCACAUCAGGGAGAAGGAGGGAGGGGGAAAAACGCAACCAGAGCGAGGAAAGAACCCCGUGGCCAUCUUAAACCUGUAAAGUGAGGAGACAGCAGGAGGGCGUGGACCUGUGAGUGAGCUCGAGAGAGAGUGUGUGUGUGUGAGAGAGAGAGAGAGAGAGAGAAGGUGGAAAGAAGAAACAGCCAGUGAGGAAGAGAGAAGCUGCGAGGGAGUAUAAACAGGACUGGUGAAACAGAAGGACAAGAGAGAGAGAGAAGGGAGUUGCCCGUCAGCGUGUGGACUGCUGUCCUUGCAGUGUGCGAGUCUGGAAGCAGGUGCGACUUUGAUGGGACAGUGAGCAAUGCCUACCACAUCACAACAGCAGGUGGGCAGCAGGGGGCGCAGUAUGCCUUCCCUACUCCCUCUCCUCUGUGCCCUCCUCCACCUGACCCUCACUCCAACGCCAGGCCAUGCUGCCAUCCACAUUCCAGACAACUACCACAUAAAAGAAUUAAAGAAACCCCCAGUAAUCACUGUCCAACCAGUGUCCAUCACUGCCUUCUCCUCUGAUGACAUCAUCUUGAACUGUGAGGCCACUGGGAAUCCCCCUCCCACGUUUCGAUGGGUGAAAGAUGGAGUGGAAUUUAACCUGUCCAGUGUCUCUGCCAUACUGGUUUCUCCUGAUUCUGGCAGCUUCACAGCUAAAGAUGGACCCAUCCACCAUUUCCAGGGCAAUUACAGCUGCUAUGCCUCGAACGAGUUGGGCACAGCUGUGUCCAGCGAGGCUCAGAUUCUCACUGAAGACAUUCCUGCUAUUCAGAAGGAGAAGAAGGUGAAGAAAACUGUAGAUGAGGGAAGUCCUGUGGUUCUACACUGCAACCCUCCAGAAAGUUCUGUCACUCCCCUCAUCCACUGGAUGGACAAGAGGCUUCGGCACAUCCAGCAGAGUGAGCGUGUGACUCAGGGCCGUGAUGGAAACCUCUACUUCUCCCAUGUGACCACAGAGGACAGCAGAAGUGAUUACACCUGCAACGUCCAGUUCCUGGGUGCCCGCAUCAUUGUUGCCAAGGAACCAAUCAACUUGAAUGUCAUUCCCUCUAACUCAUUGCAGAACAAACGGCCACACAUGAUGAGACCUACCGGUUGGCGCAGUUCCUAUCUGGUGCUCAGAGGCCAGAGCCUUGAUCUGGAGUGUAUCGUCCAGGGCCUCCCUACUCCCUCCAUCAAGUGGGUGCGUAAGGAUGGUGUGCUGCCUGAGUCUCGUACCAGAGAGAGUUUUGACAGACUGCUGCGUUUUAACAACAUCUCGGAGAGUGAUGAUGGGGAGUACCAGUGCACCGCCACCAACACGCAGGGCACCGCCGCACACACCUACACAGUGACUGUGGAAGCUGCUCCAUACUGGAUUAAAGAGCCAGAGAGUGAACUGUAUGCCCCUGGAGAGACAGUGAAAUUGGACUGUCAAGCAGAUGGUAUCCCAACCCCCAAAGUCACCUGGACCAUCAAUGGAAAUGCUCUAUCAGAUAUAGACCCAGAUAUCAGGCGUACUGUGAUGGGAGGCACUCUCAUUCUGAAAGACGUGAAGAUCAGCGACACUGCGGUGUAUCAGUGCAAAGCCUCCAAUGUACACGGCACCAUCCUUGUCAACACCUACGUCUUUGUCAUUGAGCUUCCUCCACAGAUCCUCACAGAGGACAGUUUGAUGUACAGAGUAACAGAGGGACAGACUGCCGAGCUACUGUGCAAGACAUUUGGUUCCCCCCGGCCCAAGGUCACAUGGGAGGGCGAGUCCUGGGAUUCAGUGUUGAAUAACCCCAGGAUGACUGUGCUGAGCAAUGGCACGUUGCAGAUCAGCGAUACGUCCCACAACGACACAGGCCUGUACACCUGCUCAGUAGAUGAAGCCAAAAUUACCAUCUCUGCUGAGCUGGAAGUGCUCAACAGGACGGUGAUUGUGGACCCACCCCGCGCCCUGCAUGUCCAGAAGGGGAAGUCAGCCACCUUUACUUGCCAGUACCAGAUAGAUAGCAAUCUGGGCAUACCUCAGAUCCUGUGGAGGAAAAGCAAGAAGAAGCUAAAUGAGUUCUCUGAUGGAGACAAGUAUGUGAUUGAUGGCUCAGAACUUAUUGUGAAUAACGUUCAGGACGAGGACGAGGGCAUUUAUACCUGUGAGGUCAUGACGAGUCUGGACGAGGCCAAAGCUAGCGGCUCCAUCACUGUAGUCGACCGGCCAGAUGCACCAACCCAGCUACAGCUCACUGAGGCAAGAGAACGUACGAUCUCACUCUCCUGGACACCUGGCGAUGACCACAAGAGCCCUGUAUUAGAGUAUGUGUUGGAGUUUGAGUUGGAGGAGGCUGACAGAAAAGGCUGGGAGGAGCUUGCUCGCGUUUCUGGAAACACUCGACUCACUACUGUCCCACUUAGACCCUACCUCAACUACCGAUUCCGAGUCAUCGCCAUCAACAGCAUCGGCAAGAGUGACCCCAGCCAGCCCUCCAGAAGCUAUUACACAUCUCCAUCUUGGCCAGACAGUAACCCUGAAGGAGUGCGCAGCGAGUCUGUAGAGCCAGGCACUCUUGUCAUCACAUGGAACGAGAUGGACAAGAGGAGUUUCAACGGUCCUGGUUUCCAAUAUAAGGUGAUGUGGAGAAAGGUUGUAGGCAGUGGGCCAUCUUGGAAUACCAAUUUCACCACCUCGCCACCCUUUGUCGUCAGUGAUGUAGGUGAUUUCACUGCUUAUGACAUCAAAGUUCAGGCUGUUAAUACUCUGGGAGAGGGACCAGACCCCAAAUCCACCAUCGGCUACUCUGGAGAGGACUAUCCUGAGGAUUCUCCAUUGAAUGUGGGGGUGAUUCUGGUCAACAGCACAGACAUCAGGGUAACCUGGGCCCCGGUAGACAGGGAGACUGUGAAAGGACAUCUAAUGGGAUACAAGAUCCACCUGCAGAACUUUGGCACCUGUGGCAAACAACACCACUGGCAGGAGGGUGCUGAGCCAGUGAGUGAGAUUGUCGUGAAGACAGGAGCUAAUGAGGAGAAGAAGGAUCUCGGAGGCUUGCAGCCGUACUCUUGUUACUCUAUCUCUGUCAGUGUCUUCAACAACAAAGGAGAUGGACCCCAGUCAGAGGGCCGUACCUUCCAGACGCCCGAAGGGGUUCCUGGUCCUCCCACCUCUUUGGAGCUGAUCAGCCCCUCAGAGAAGGAAAUGACUCUGCGCUGGACUCCACCUGCUCAGCCCAACGGAAUACUCACUGGAUACUUACUGGAGUACCAUCAGCUUGAUACUGAAAAUAGGCCCAUGCAAAGGGAGAGCAUUGAUGACCCUAAAGUGUCUCAGUUGACCCUUAAAGAGCUGGACCCUCGCAGUCGUUACCGUUUCUAUAUGCGGGGGCGCACUGCAGCUGGAAAUGGCUUGCCCAUCACUAAAGAGGGAGCCACAACGCUGGAUGGAGCUCCACCUGGCAACAUCACUUUGUCUGUUGGAGAGACGUCAGUCAACCUAACCUGGAUUUCUCACAAGAGACAGAGGAAUGUGGGCUUCCACAUUAAUUACCAAAAGAAGACCGAUCGAGGGAGCUGGAAGCAGUCGGAGAAAGUGAACUCCACUCAGUCAUUCUACACCCUUCAGGGCCUGCAGCCUGGCUCCCCGUACCGCCUGCACCUCGUCUCCAGCAAUGGCACCUUCUGGGAGACUGAAAUACUGACUGCAGGGGCGGAACCAAUGGAGGUGCGGAAUGGUUUUGCUACUGAAGGCUGGUUCAUCGGGCUCAUCAGUGCCCUUGUGCUGUUGCUUCUCAUAUUGCUCAUUCUCUGCUUCAUCAAACGGAGCAAGGGUGGCAAGUACUCAGUUAAAGACAAAGAGGAGGGUCAUGUGGACUCGGAGGCUCGGCCGAUGAAGGACGAGGGAUUUGGGGAGUACAGAUCUCUAGAGAGUGAUAAUGAGGAGAAGCGGACGGCCAGUCAGCCAUCUCUGUGUGAGGACAGUAAGCUGUGUAGUGACGGCGCUCUGGACUACGGCAACAGCAACAGUGUCCAGACGGAGGUGAUCAUGGAUGACUCUCUGGCCAGUCAGUACAGCGGAGUCAGAGAAGAGCCUGAGGCGGACCCCCAGGACAGCUCCCUCCUUAACCCUGCCUCCAUUGGCCCCACCAACCACGGCCUGCCCAACUCCGCUGCUGUCUUAGACUAGCAGGGCAGGUUAGGCCUCAAAUCAAAGCCAGAUUCACAUACGUGCCCACUAAAUCAUAUCUAAGUGACUGACCAAACAAUCAAUAUGCGCAGAACACCGUAAAUACAAACACUGAAACCUGAUGCCAAGCAAUGAAACGCCACAUACACUGCUGGGACUGACCAUAGACCUAAUCGGACUAACUGAUGUACUUCGAGCACAGUCGGAGGGAAUUACUAGACUAGAUUGACUGAAGUGAUGCAGUGAGUUGACUUGAUUUAAAUGUGUACAUCAUUUUCACAUAAAUAUGUCACAUCAACACAAUUACUGGCUGAAGCAAGUCAACAGACAAUAUAACUAGACCUGUCAUGAUAAUGGCAGAUAACAAUUUACUUAUUAUGUUUAUGAUUCCAAUAUAAUAAUAAUAUCAUAAUAAAAUUCCAAUUAUAAUGUACUUGUCUUAAACCCAGAGCACUACAACAUAAUGGAUAAAACAGUAUCAAACAAAAUGUAAGGCCAAAUGGCCAUAAUCACACAAUUGUAUAAUUGUGACAGGCCUAAAUAUAACACUGUGUUGAUGUAAUAUAUUGUAUUCAUGUGGAAAUUGCUAUACAUUAACAUUUUAAUCAGGUAAACUCAGUGCAUCACAUUUUUUAGUGUAGCCUGAAAUCCGUCUGUGUUGGGACUGCCGAAUAAACUGUUUACAGAUAAUUUUGCAAUACAUCCUUUCAAAGUAGCAUAGACGCUAAAUAUAGCAAACGGCAUCCCAGGUUUCCCACCUGCAAAACAUACUUACAAAAGACUGAAAAAUAGUGCAAUGAAUUUACUCGAUUCAGAUGUCUACAUCAGUUUCCCGUGAAUAAAAUAUCACUGCCAUUGCAAGAGAAUCUCUGAAAAUCUCCAAAAUGAUAACUUUUCAGGAGAAAGAAAAGACACUCUGGUGUCUCUUUAUUUGGAGUGAUCCUUUUAGAUGAAACAGUGACUCAACACUCUCAUUAACAUGUCAAAAAAAAUACAAGGGUCAGGUUUUGGGUUGAGGUUAAGCUUAGGGUUAGGAUUAGAGCCAGGGUUACCAUUGGUUUUGGGUAAGGUCGGUAAGGUUAGGUUUUGUCUAAUGGAAGUGGCUUGUUAAAAAUACAUCUACUUAAUAUGAGUAAUGUAUCAACAGAACAUCUACACAAUAUUUACUUCAGUGUAUUCAGAUGCUUCACUACUGCUACUUUACUGAUAUGUUGUUGAUGUGUUACUGAUAAUCUGUUAAGAGUUUAUUAAUCAUCAACAAAGGACCACUCCAAAUAAAGUGCUACCAACACUCUUAAUGCAAAAAAGUUUUGAUGUAAGAUUUUAUUCCAAGUCAUUUUGGACCGUUUCGAUUGGUCCAUUCAUCAUGAAUCUUAUGAAGCACCUGGUGUUUUCAAAUGACAAAAUAUAGCUUGUGAUGUGAAUAUUACAUCCAUCACAGUUUGUCUUUUACUUAACAUACUUUUGCAAUAAUUGUCGAUGUAAUGAAUAAUUGAUGUAUUUAAUUCCUGUAGAUGCAAUAUACGUGUCAAGUAAAUUCAAUGCAUUCCUUUUUUCAGUGCGUGCAAAUGACUUAAAAUCGUGACAAUUUAAACACGAUAUAAACAGACAUGCAGACACCCCAUGGUUAAUGCCAAAUAUAGAUGAGAGUGGGCAACAGAGAAGGAGAAGAGAAGGGAGAAUUGAGGGCCUUAAAAAUCCUGAUCAGUGCAUCAUGCAAGCAUAUGCACAGCGCACGCUGCGUAUGGAUUGCAUAGAUAGCUAUUUAUUAUAUAUAGUUGUGUUCCAUUUCAUUGUGUUUUCAUUGUGCAUUUAUUUCCAGUUUUUAUUAUUUUUUUUACUGAAGACAUUCUACAUCAUGUUAUCUUAUGUUUCUCAUACCUUAUGUGUGGUUUGUUACUGAGUUAAGCCAAGCUACAUACUGUAAAUAUAUAAGAUGCAAUGAUAUGUUGAGAUGAGGUGCUUUAUAUCGAGCUGUAUAUAGUCGCAUCUAGCAUUUAGCCAUUUACAGUAUUAGAAAGCUCUCCAUUGGUCCCUGUGCCUGUCCACUUAACAUCACCUUUAACUCCGUUCUUACCACACCAUCAUCUUCAGGUACAAUGUUCUCAUUUUUCUGUAGCCGUCUGUGUGUGUUUGUCUCUUUUAUUGUACUUUAUUGUAGUGUAUUAAACUGUGUAUACUGAUAAAGCCUCUCUUGCAGUCCUGUUGGUGUAAAGCCAUAUGAAUACACACUUCCAAUGUGUAAAAGGGUAUGAGGUGGUGUUGAGUUUGAUAGGGUUGUGAGAGAGUAGCCUACACCACACGCAUAAAUGUGUACACACACACACACACACACACACACACACACACACACACACAGUGAUGUAAAAGUCAGAGAACACCAUUUAUCAGUCAAAACAUCCAUUAAUUUUUUAAUGAUUCAUUUUUCAGUGAUAGGAAAAAACACAAAACAUAUUCAACAUAAAAUUAAAUUACUCUUUGAAGAGGAACAUAAUGCCAGGUUCUGUUGUGAGGACUGUAACUGAAUAGUUUAAAGCUGGGGUGUCCAACUCAACGAGGGCCAUAUUAGAAAAUCUCAACAAAUCUGUGGGCCUGAAAAAAAUGUUUUUAUUUCAUUUUUGAUUAAAGGCCUGUAACCCAAACUUGUUAAAUACCUUAAAAUAUUACAUGAAUACAUGAUAUAUUUAAAAUUUAAAUGUCCCAAGGUGCCCAGUCUUCUAAACCUACCUAUCUCCUCAGGCACCUGCCGUCUUUUCUGUGGUGCAAGUUAAUUAAUAUGUGGGCUUAAUUUCCGAGCUGCUGAGCUCAUGUUAAGUGUUUAUAUUGGUUGAAAUGCAGCUAAUGCGUUUAGUGAUAUGACUGGUGUGGAAUUGUGUAGAAUUGAAGAGGAACCGCUGUCCCACAGAUUGUUGUUGUGGUAAGAGAGUCAGAGUGCACAUUAAGUUGCAGUGCAUGCUGGGGGCUGUAGUGCAGGGCAUUGUGAAACAGGCUGCUAUUAAUAGAAAAUUAAAAUACCUUUGUGGGCCGGAUAGGAUUGAUCAGGCCCACGGUCCGUGUGUUUUACACAUGGGGUUUAAAGAUUGGAGGAUGGAUAAGUUAAAGUGGUAGUAGGGUACACAAAAGUGAAGCUAUCAAACUGAUAUUGUACUUAGUUGUUGAGGCUAAUUUGUGCAAUUACAAAAUUCUAUUACAUAAUAAAUGCUAAAGACAAACUUAAUGAAAGCAAAGAAUAAAUAAAUGGUGUUCUCUGAGCUUUGCACAAUACUAUGAACGUUGACAAUAUUGAUUCAGUUGUAAAACACAAUCAUUUAUGUGCUUAUCGCGGUGAAUGUAUGCUUUGUUGGGAUGGGAAUUUUGAUUCCAUACCAAUAUACCAAAUAGCAUUUGUUCCUGUUUCGCUGUGUGCUUUGUUUUAAGUUUUGAUGACCAGUGUUAUGUGGGUACGGAGCCCCACUGGUGACAUCCUGUACAGAUAAAAAUAAUGCGUGGCCACAACUUAGUAAGGCGUGGGAAUCAGAAGUCGUGGCCGUGACUUAGUAAGCUGUGAUCUCGUUCUCACGGGUUACUAAGUCAUGGCCACACCUUAAUAAUCUCAUUCCCACGCCUUAUUAAGUCGUGGCCAUGCAUUAGGAUCUCAUUCCCAUGCGUUAAUAAGGCCAUGCAUUAUUUUUAUUUAUAUAGGGUGUCACCAGCAUGGGCUCUGUAAAUGUGGAAAUAAAUGAAGAGAACACGCGGCGUUCACUAAAAGAAGAUCUGAGGCAAAUCCUGUUACUGUGGAGAAAUUGAGAGGAGGCUGUGGGGAGGGGGAGAUGGGAGGGGAACUCUUGAUUUUUAUUUGAAUGUAAAUAAAACCCAAAUGAUUGUUUUGUUAUGGCAUUGAUUUGUAAAGAACUGUGUCUGGAUCUUGGUUUUACAGUCGUUGAUGUUUUAAUAACUUUUGACCUGUUAUUAUUAUGUUAGUUGUGAUAUAACUGUUCUAGAUAACUAGUGAAUAGUUCUCAAAAACCUCGAAAAAGAAAAAAAUUGAUUCUUUGAUCCUUUGAAUUAAAAAAAAAAAUAAGCUGAAAGAUUUUUUUUAAAAAAAGGAAAAUAUCACAUCACAUUGACCUUUGAAUUGAGAUUUGAAACAA
Molecule: messenger RNA, 8368 nt
Organism: Pygocentrus nattereri (red-bellied piranha)
Lineage: Eukaryota; Metazoa; Chordata; Actinopteri; Characiformes; Serrasalmidae
Gene: l1cama
Product: L1 cell adhesion molecule, paralog a
Exons: 29
Coding region: 408-4238 (1276 amino acids)
Biological process (GO): cell-cell adhesion; axon guidance; brain development
Cellular component (GO): plasma membrane; axon
Molecular function (GO): cell-cell adhesion mediator activity
Source: RefSeq, a predicted model, not a curated record